AGUUUAAUCGUAUGCAUCCUGUAGUCAAGAACGCUGCAUCAUGUCUGGAUCUAAAAACAUAGAUUUGGUUUUUCUGCAAUCCAUGAUUGACAAGACCGAACCUGGAGUAAAAAUUAAUUCGUACGAAAUAGCAUUAGGAUCGAAACGAGGUGAUAACUAUACAUCAAUGUUGUACAGAAUCCAACUGUAUGGUGAAAACGGCUGGUCAAAAUCUCUAAUCUACAAGUGUUUGCCCGAUAACAGGCAGGCGAGAAAUACAUAUAAAUCUGAAAUACUAUUUAAUAACGAAGUAACAUUCUAUACAAAAUCGUUUACAGCAUUGAUGAAAUAUAAAGAGCUCAAAAAAUUGGUUGAAACUUUUAACAGUGUGCCGAAAUGUUAUUUGGCCCAAAGCGAUAUCGUUAUAUUGGAAGACAUGCGAUGCAAAGGAUUCACCAUGUUGGACAGAAUGAAGGGUCUUGAUUUUAACCAUUGUAGAGCCAUACUAAGAGUCUUGGGCAAAUUCCACGGGUUAUCGCUGUCUAUGAAAGUCGAUGAACCAGACAAGUUUAAAGAAUGCAUUUCGGAUGCAAUAAAUGAAGUGUACUACAAGAGUGAAAACGAAUUGUGGUACAAAGGAUAUUACAGACAAGCCGCAGAGAACGCAGAGAAAAUGCUGGAGGCUGAAUUGACCGAAGACGAGAAACCAAAAUAUUUGGAUAAAUUUCGAAAAUUUGUCAACCACGAAUCGUUCUUUGGGUAUAUGGUGGGACUGGUGUCACCUAAAGAAUCGUUAGCUGUACUCUGUCACGGUGAUUGUUGGACGAACAACUUUUUGUUUCAGUACGCUCAAGACGGGAGUAUAUCUGAAGUGUCUAUAGUAGACUUUCAGUUGGCUAGGUAUGGCUCUCCAGCAUUGGACUUGGUCAGUCUUUUGUAUUGCUGUACCAGUGUAGAGUUAAGAAAACAGUAUUUACCUGAACUGUUGGAAGAAUAUUACGAUUCAAUUGUAAGUGUUUUAACGCAAACAGACUGUUUGAAUCAUUAUCCAGAUAUUCGACAAAAGUUAUACGAAGAGGUGCGUGAAUACAACGUGUUCGGUCUAGGAGUAGCACUAGAUAUGAUACUCAUUACAUGUGACUCGGAGCUGGCUCCAGACAUGUAUACCGAAGAUACGAUCAACAUGGAUGACGAACCCAGCAAGGAACCUUACCCGGUCAUGACCACUAGCAACUUAUGUCGUCAAAUGAUUGCAGACUUAGUAAAAGAACUCGUGGAUAAUGGAUGUUUAACAUAAUAGGUUGGAUUAGUUAACACGAUGUAUGAUUUCAUUUCAUGAUAUUAUAUUAUAGCCGUAUUAAGCUGUUUUUUUUUAAUUUGUGAUUCUCAUUAUUUUUGUUCUAUUAUAGCGUUGUCAUAUAACAAUAUUAUUCGAUACGUGAUAUCAUUAUACUAUAAUAUAGUAUUAUACGGAUUUUGUGUUCAUUUAGAUAUUAAAAUAAUUAAACAAUAAAAUAAUCAUCGUUUUAUACCAAAA
Messenger RNA from Acyrthosiphon pisum (pea aphid), 1516 nucleotides. Its product is annotated as CG2004-like. The record is from RefSeq and is marked validated. NCBI's taxonomy places the organism in Eukaryota, Metazoa, Arthropoda, Insecta, Hemiptera, Aphididae.